AUGGCAUUAAUUUUUGACUUUAAAAAUGCCAACGAAAAAUCAUGGUUCCGGAAUAAUUUAGGAAAAUUACUGCAAAAAAGAUUAGAAAUUCGUCUCGCCGGAGAAAAAGUUUACGAUAACGGCGGCGAAAGUUUGUUGGAAAUUUAUAAAGAUCUGUGGAUGGACGAAAAACAACGCGCCGAUAAAAUUCAAGACGGAAUUGCAACCGAAGCCGUUCGCAAAAAAAUAUCCAAAGACGACGAGGCGAAUGCUGAUGCCGAUGCGACCACACUCUUUGGAAUUUUCGGAACGAAACAACGCAUGAAAAUCACAAAGAUUUUAAAAGAUCACGGGUUCUACGCCCCGUAUCACAUGGCAAACGAUCUUGAAUUUGUCAUCACGUUACCGCCGGCCUCCGAAAUCAUGAACGCACAAGGCGGGGAAACCGUCGACGGUUAUUCCGUCGACGGGAUUGGAAAAUUUGGAACUGGAAUACGAAUCCAUCGAGAAUUUAAACCUCGCACGAAAAUCAGAAAAUUUGUACGGAGCCGAACGCGAGUUAUCUUUCGAACACGCGACGUUGAUGAAAAAGACAGAAUGGAAUAA
Messenger RNA from Paramuricea clavata, 585 nucleotides. Lineage: Eukaryota; Metazoa; Cnidaria; Anthozoa; Malacalcyonacea; Plexauridae. The record is from the annotation of a GenBank genome assembly.